This is a messenger RNA of Mya arenaria, 2950 nucleotides long. RefSeq names its product carboxypeptidase M-like. The transcript has 9 exons. NCBI's taxonomy places the organism in Eukaryota, Metazoa, Mollusca, Bivalvia, Myida, Myidae. The coding region runs from base 942 to 2210 and encodes 422 amino acids. Gene Ontology annotation, molecular function: zinc ion binding; metallocarboxypeptidase activity. Gene Ontology annotation, cellular component: cell surface. Gene Ontology annotation, biological process: proteolysis. The record is from RefSeq and is a predicted model, not a curated record.
GUCAUUAAUUGUAUAUUAUACUUCGUAUAUACUAAGUAUAUCAGUAUUCUGGUAUCAUGAGCAGUAUUAUCGUAGUUAAUUGCUAUGCAUUAUCGUAAUUAAUUAGCAUUAGUGUGAGUGACCAAGAUAUGUAUUGACGCGGAGACUGAGCUCUUUAGACGAAUAAAACAGUAGCCGGAGGUUAGUGCUGGAGUAUGAAAAUCUUAACAGUGAUAUUUAAGUAGGUCAAGUUCAAAAUACCUUGAGAAUUCAAUCAAUAUUGAGAUGAUAGAGGCAGGUGAAUCCUACAGCAGUGAUCGCUGAACUCAUAUUACCCCCGGGAUUCAACCGCGCGAUCCGCCUGAAACACAUGGCCAACACAGGGUAAUAAUCAUGCACGUUAAAUGUGCAUGUAUAAAAUUCACGGUUUAUCCAUACUCUUCUCGAUUACUGGAUAAUUCCUAGAUGUUAAUCUGAAUUGAAGGUGGGUUGAAAACAGACUUUCGUAUUUAUUGGAAAGUAAGCAGGUGUAGAAAAAAAUGUGGUGAAUUUACUUGGAUUAAGCUAAAACAUUGUGUGAGUUCUGCCGAAUGUCUUUCGAUAAAUGAGUGAGCGGAAUUGUGGUGCAUUCAUUGGAUAGCACGUGCGGAGUGCGGUGCUGACUCGUGCAUAUGACCGUGGAAGCGAUAAGCGUGGCUAUCAACAACAACCAUCUUUGUUAUCUGAAAUAAAGACAAUAUUUCGAGAAAAAUAUUGAAAAAGUCUUCGCCCAGCAACCACAAGCAACGUUAGAUAGCCCAUCCAUCGUAUAGUGAGCGGACUUUUAUCUUCAUCUUAAACGCAUAAGGAUCGGGACUUCGCUGUCGGCAUUUUUUGUCCGCAAGUACCUUCAUCAUUCGUAGAGACCAGUCUUUAUCAGCAUACGGCGUUCACCUUCAAAUAUCUUCACUCGAUCUAGAACGAUGCUGGUAUGCCUGCUGUUGUUGGCGAGCCUGCUUGGCAGCGACGCGACCCUGAGCUUCGACCACCAUGACAACGCGGCCCUGGAAGCGUACCUCGUCUCCGUGAACCAGACCUACCCCGACAUUACAAAUCUGUAUCAAAUAGGGACAACUGGAAAUGGGAAGCCCCUGUGGGUUCUGGCUAUUGGAAACUCCACGGAGAGCACGGAUCUCCGUCCGCACGUGAAAUACAUCGGGAACAUGCAUGGCAACGAGGUUGUCAGUCGGGAGGUUUUACUCCACCUGAUAGAGCUGUUUGUGACGUCAUAUGGCCAAAACGCGACGCUGACGAGGUUCCUCAACACGACCACCGUCCACAUCAUGCCGACAAUGAACCCAGACGGCUACUCGAAUGGUAUCGUCGGGAAGUGUUUGGGAUACGACGGCAGGGGGAACAAGAACAACGUGGAUCUAAACCGAAACUUCCCUGACCUCAUCUUCGACAAGUCCGUGAAACCUGUACAAAUAGAAACACAGGCGGUCAUGGAUUGGCUGCCAGAACACUCCUUCGUCCUGUCCGCUAACCUACACGGUGGAGCCAUGGUCGCCAACUACCCUUGGGAUCUCUACCUCGAAAGCAGUGAUACGCCUCCGGGAUCGGGUAUUUCUCCGUGUCCGGAUGACGACACUUUCCGCUUCCUGUCGCUCACGUACGCCCGUUCGCACAAUACAAUGGCGGCCCUUAACGGCACGGAGUGUACGGGGGACUUCUUCCAGGACGGCGUAACGAACGGCGCGGACUGGUACCCUAUUGCAGGAGGUAUGCAAGACUACAACUAUAUAAAGGAGGGGAUUUUCGAGAUCACGCUUGAGGUCGCGUGCUGCAAAUUCCCCCAGGCGGACACACUUCCGGGUUUCUGGACCGCCAACAAGGACGCCCUCGUCAACUACCUCCUCGAGGCACAUAAAGGUGUGAAGGGCUACAUAUUGGACGAAAAUAACAAUGCUAUUGACGGGGCGGAGUUGACCAUCUCAGGCCGAGAAGGUGUGCCCUUCAUGUCAAAACAUGGCGGACAGUACUUCCGUCUUUUGAUGCCUGGAUCAUACACGUUGAAUGUCCAUUAUAACAACACCACGACAAGCAAAGCCUUCAAAGUAAUAGAUGGAUCUGUGACUCGACUUGACGUAAAGAUAAACCAUGGAUCGACCGGAAGCGGAAAUUCUCUCCAGGCGUCUGUAGCAGCGUUCCUUUUUGCUGUGUUCGCCAAUAUAUCCACGCUAUUGGACUAGUUGUCAAAACGAACUGUGAUCAACUGUUUGUCAUCUACAAUGUUAUACCGUAUUAAAGGAGCUGAAUAUAGAUUCAACCAAAGAAAAGCACAUCAUUUGUGUACAGAUAAAAGUUUAAGCGAUAUUUUUGCGCAUUUUAAAAGGGUGGAUUUGUGGUCACGUAGCUAUUAAUUAAAUAUAUACAUAUUAUUAAAGCUAAUACUUUUUUAAUCAGAACACAAUCAUAUCAUUUUGUUUUGCUUUGAUCAUUUAAGUUAAAUUCGUUAAACAUAACAAUGUUUUAAUAUUAAAAAAAAAAACAUUUAUUUUUUCAUCAACCUAUCUCAGACAGAUGUUAUACAGGUAUUCAUAUUAAAGGUAUAUGAGAGAUUGCGAAAUACUACUCGUACGUUUAAUGGAGUAAAUGCAUGCCUGCUUUAACAUACAGUGUUAACGCAAAAAGCAGAAGCAAAGAAGCAUAUCUGCUAAAGCACGUUUGUUGAAGUCUGAGGCUUGUAACGUUACGUCAAUUAACCGCGUUUGCUUACGCAACGUCACUUGUAACUUUAAACAUUGCUAAAUGUGAGCUUUGUUUUAUGACCGUAUUGAACAGUUAUUGCUGUCUCGUCAAUUUGGAGGAAUAACCUUUUAAUGUUACUUUUACCUUACCCUGAAUUGUUAUGCUUCGAGCAUUUGAAACGGUAUUUUUUUAACAUUUGUGCUAUAAGAACAGACUCUUAAAUAUAUGUAGUGAAUUGUAA